AUGGUUCGAUUUUUCUUGAUGUUAUUAACUGUUUGGCAGAUUUUCCUUGCGAUAUUGUCAUGUGAUGAGUUUUUGAUCGUUAGUACGAAAAGUGGUUUCAUAAAAGGUGUCACACAAAAAACAUUUCUAAAACAUCACAAAUACCUAUCAUACAUUGGUAUUCCCUACGCUGAGGCCCCGAUUGGUGAACUAAGAUACAAGGUGCCAGUGCCAAUUUCGCCAUGGAAUGAGAUGCUUGAAACAACUUAUGAAUAUCGAGACGUUUGCCCAGUGCUUGCACAAUCAAAUUUUUUUCCAUUGAAUUCGACUCAAAGCGAAAAUUGUCUCUUUGUCAACAUUUUCACUCCAGUGUUGGGAAGGAAAAAGAAGGCGGCCAAAUUACCAGUAAUGUUUUUCAUUCAUGGAGGUGCAUUCACUGAGGGUGAUAGUACGAAUGGUUUUUAUGGUCCCGAUAUGUUUAUUGAACAAAACAUAGUUCUCGUAACAUUCGAUUAUCGUCUGGGACCAUUUGGUUUUUGUAAUUUUAAUUUGCCGGGCCUGACAGGCAACAUGGGGUUUAAGGAUCAACAGGUUGCUCUCGAAUGGAUCUAUAACAAUAUUAAAUAUUUCGGUGGCAAUCCUCACAAAAUCACUGUAUUCGGCGAAAGUGCAGGUGGUAUUUCUACACAUCUGCAAGUGUUAAACUCUCAGUCGCGAAAGUUUAUUGAUCGCGCAAUUUCGAUGAGCUGUACUGCAUUUAAUUACUUUGCACACUACGAUGAUCAGUUAAAUCUUUUGUAUGACACUUUUGAAGACGAGUUGAAUGGCGAGAGAAAUAAAUAUGCACUGUACGAUUUUAUGAAGACUGCUCCAACUGAAUUGAUCAUACAAAAAACGCCAGCUUUCAAAGUUGAUGAUUCCCUGUUAAUAUUGUAUUGGGGAUUUAAUAUCGAAGAUAAACGAAUUGCUGAAAAACCAUUUUUAACUAAAACUAUCCGCAAAAUUUAUGAAACGACCAAUAUAAAUGUCGAAAUGUUGUUUGGUAAAACCAGUGCCGAGGCGUUGAGUUUGAUCAGAGGAUUAACUCAAAAUGAUCUUUAUGGUUGGGUCGAUCCUAUGAAUCAAAAUUUUAAUGUGAGAGUACCAUUUCAUGGACUUACUUUGUCACAAACAACGCGAAAAUGGAGAGACGUCCAACGAAAAAUUCGCAAAUUUUACUUUGGCACGGGAACAAUAAAGAAAACCUCAUAUUAUUUGAACCGUUAUGUUCAAAUGUUGAGUGACAUAAAUUUCGUUUUUGGAAUUUAUAAAGCAAUUGAAGUACAUCUUAAACAUGCUAAAACAUCUUGCUAUGAAUUUAAUUUGAACUUGCGCUUGAAUUUCGCCAAAAUUACUGAAAAUUUGAAAAUUAUUGACGGAAUGGGACUGUAUGAAGAAAUCGCUUACCUAUUUCGUGCAAACAAAUAUGCUGAAUUAUAUGAUGAAGUUUUAUCGAAUCCAAGCUGUCCCCGCAAUCAAAAAACAUUAGAAGCAUUUAACUUUGCACCUAGACUUUUUGCCAAUUAUGCAAAAACGGGAUCUGGCUUUGGACCCGUGGAAAGAGACAAUAUUGAAUGUGUCAAAAUCAAUAAUGAUGAUUUAAAACAAACCAAUUUCCCAAAAAUUGACGCAAUGGAACUUUGGAGCAACAUCUAUGAAGAACUCAAACCAUGGAUUGUUGAUGAUUUCUAAACCAAUACUUUUUUACCAUAUCUCAGUCAUGAACUUAAAUAAAUAAAACGUAUUUUCUAAAUGCAA
Messenger RNA from Contarinia nasturtii (swede midge), 1776 nucleotides. Its product is annotated as venom carboxylesterase-6-like. The record is from RefSeq and is a predicted model, not a curated record. The coding region runs from base 1 to 1710 and encodes 569 amino acids. The transcript has 10 exons. NCBI's taxonomy places the organism in Eukaryota, Metazoa, Arthropoda, Insecta, Diptera, Cecidomyiidae.